AUGUCUGCCGCCAUGGGUUCAGCCAUGUUUGGUUAUGAUUCUGCGUUCAUAGGUGGCACAAUGUCCCUCCCUUCAUUCAAGAACCGUUUCCACCUCAGUUCAACAAAUCAAGCUGAGCUGGCGGCGUUGAAAGCGAACAUUGUCAGUACGUUCCAGGCCGGCUGCUUCUUUGGAGUUAUCUUAUGCUACUUCGUCACAGAGAGAAUCGGCAGGCGGUGGCCGCUGAUGAUCUGUGGUGCGAUCUUCAACGUUGGUGCAGUCCUGCAGCUGGUUUCGGCGGGCAAGGUCGGAUUGAUCUAUGGCGGGCGUGCUUUGACCGGGCUUGCUGUAGGAGCUUCCUCGAUGAUUGUUCCAGUGUAUAUUUCGGAAUCCUGUCCACCUGCCAUUCGCGGUCGUCUGAUUGGAAUCUUCGAGAUCUUCCUACAAUUCUUCCAAAUUUUUGGAUUUUGGGUCAAAUACGGCGUCAAAAUUCAUAUAGCGCCAACAUCGGAUGCGCAAUGGCACAUUCCAUUCGCACUGCAGCUCAUCCCAGGCUCAUUGCUCGUCAUAUGCAUGUUUUUCCAACCAGAAUCACCUCGCUGGCUUUUGAACGCCAACCGUGUAGAUGAAGCCAGAAAAGUGCUCCAGCGCCUUCAAGCGCUCCCAGAAGGCCACGAAUAUCUCACUUGCGAGGUCAACACCGUCCUUACUCAGAUAGAGGAGCCUUCACAAGGAGCCAAGAAAGGGUUCGUGGCCAAGCUCCGCGAAAUAGCGCUACCACAAAACCGCGUCCGACUGUUGCUUGGAAUAGCUCUUAUGUUCAUUCAAAACAUGUCUGGCAUCAACGCACUGAAUUACUUCUCGCCAUCAAUCUUUGGAGCAAUUGGGUUCACAGGCACCAGUGUAGGCCUACUCGCGACGGGUAUUUUCGGCAUUGCCAAAGCAGGCGCAACAGCCAUUUUCAUAAUUUGGGGAAUAGAUAAACUCGGUCGCCGUCUUUCUCCGCUCAUCGGAUCCUCUGGAGCUGCCAUUACAUUGUUCUAUAUUGGCAGCUAUACACACAUUUCCGGAUCAUUCGAACACGUUGCAACUGGUAGCGGUAAGACUCCAGCCGGAUAUGCCACAAUUGCCAUGAUAUACAUCUUUUCGGUCUUCUAUGCCAUGUCCUGGAAUAAUGACAGAUAUCAACAUUGUUCAGUGCCGAGGUUUUUCCUAUGGGCAUCAGAUCCGUGUCUUGUUUUCACAACCUGCGCCCAGUGGUUGGGUCAAUUCAUUAUUGUGUAUUCCACACCAUACAUGAUGACGGAUAUCAAGUCUGGAACAUAUUUUCUAUUUGGCUCCUCUGUCAUCUUCGGGCUUGUCUUCUCAUCGCUAUUGGUUCCUGAGACCAAGGGAUUUUCCCUAGAAGAGAUGGACAUUUUGUUCACUCGCAAAGGCCUGGCGUACACGUGGCGGAGGCAAGCCGAACAACAUAUCCGUGAGAAUAGAGCCAGCGAUCAUGAUAGUAUAUAUAGUCAGCGCAGCGCCUAA
Molecule: messenger RNA, 1509 nt
Organism: Bipolaris victoriae FI3
Lineage: Eukaryota; Fungi; Ascomycota; Dothideomycetes; Pleosporales; Pleosporaceae
Exons: 5
Coding region: 1-1509 (502 amino acids)
Biological process (GO): transmembrane transport; carbohydrate transport
Cellular component (GO): membrane
Molecular function (GO): carbohydrate:proton symporter activity
Source: RefSeq, a predicted model, not a curated record